Messenger RNA from Jaculus jaculus (lesser Egyptian jerboa), 3225 nucleotides. It is a transcript of the gene Gtf2h1, whose product is annotated as general transcription factor IIH subunit 1. Gene Ontology annotation, biological process: nucleotide-excision repair; transcription by RNA polymerase I; transcription by RNA polymerase II. Lineage: Eukaryota; Metazoa; Chordata; Mammalia; Rodentia; Dipodidae. The record is from RefSeq and is a predicted model, not a curated record. The transcript has 15 exons. Bases 465 to 2111 code for a protein of 548 amino acids. Gene Ontology annotation, cellular component: transcription factor TFIIH holo complex; transcription factor TFIIH core complex.
GGGCCGCGGUCGCAAUGACGCUCCCCGCGGCCUGCCGUCGAAGGGCCGUCACGGGCCGGAGACACGCCACUGACCGGAACCGGAGGAUCUCUAGGCCAGACGGUGGGCGACGUUGGAUUCCCGAACCUCCCGCCGCUCGAUCCCGGAGAAAAGGAGACGAAAACAGGAGGGAGUCGGUGGGGGAGGGCGCGAGCUAGCGGAAAGUGUCAUGGCGGCCGCACGGUGCGGUCACGUGCCCCCGAGGCCCGCCCCGGCACUUCCGGUCACGUGUCCGCAGAGCCCUCGCAGCCAGCGAUGGAGGCGAGACCCCCCGGUAACAGAGGCGGUGGCGAGGGCUGCGGGCGCUCGGUGUCUUCCUCCUGCCCGCAGCGGCUCUGAGCAGCGCGGCAGAGCUCGACCCAGCGGAACUCAGCCGCUCGCUCCCCGCUGGAGGCUGGGACUCCCACCCGCACUUUCUAGCCAUCAUGGCAACUUCGUCUGAAGAAGUUUUGCUGAUUGUAAAGAAGGUACGUCAGAAGAAGCAGGACGGAGCUCUGUACCUCAUGGCAGAAAGAAUUGCUUGGGCACCUGAAGGCAAAGAUAGAUUUACAAUCAGCCAUAUGUAUGCAGAUAUUAAAUGCCAGAAAAUCAGUCCAGAAGGAAAAGCUAAAAUUCAACUUCAGCUGGUCCUGCAUGCAGGGGACACAACUAACUUUCAUUUUUCCAACGAAAGCACAGCAGUAAAAGAAAGAGAUGCGGUGAAGGACCUUCUACAGCAGCUACUGCCCAAAUUCAAGAGGAAAGCAAAUAAAGAGCUGGAAGAGAAAAACAGAAUGCUCCAAGAAGACCCUGUUUUGUUCCAGCUUUAUAAAGACCUAGUUGUAAGUCAAGUUAUCAGUGCUGAGGAAUUCUGGGCCAGUCGUUUAAACGUGAAUGCAACAGAUAGUUCUUCUACAUCCAAUCACAAGCAGGAUGUUGGCAUCUCUGCAGCUUUUCUGGCUGAUGUCCGGCCCCAAACAGAUGGCUGUAAUGGUUUGAGAUAUAAUCUAACUUCUGAUAUCAUUGAGUCCAUAUUUAGGACCUAUCCAGCAGUAAAAAUGAAAUAUGCAGAAAAUGUUCCCCAUAACAUGACAGAAAAGGAAUUCUGGACACGUUUUUUCCAGUCCCAUUAUUUUCAUAGAGACCGGCUAAAUACAGGGUCAAAGGAUCUCUUUGCAGAAUGUGCCAAGAUAGAUGAAAAAGGAUUAAAAACAAUGGUUUCAUUAGGAGUGAAAAAUCCACUGCUAGAUUUGACAGCUUUGGAAGAUAAACCGUUAGAUGAGGGCUAUGGCAUUUCCCCUGUGCUAUCAACUUCCAGUUCUAAGUCCAUAAAGGAGAAUAGUAAUGCUGCCAUCAUCAAGAGGUUUAACCACCACAGUGCCAUGGUCCUGGCAGCAGGUCUCAGGAAACAACAAGCACAAAAUGAACAAAAUGGUGAGCCCAGCGGCAUGGACGGAAAUUCCGGAGAUGCAGACAGCUUUCAGCCAGCAGUCAAAAGGGCAAAGUUACAAGAGUCCAUUGAAUAUGAAGACUUGGGAAAAAAUAACUCCGUAAAAACAAUUGCACUUAACCUCAAAAAGUCAGAUAGGUAUUACCAUGGUCCUACCCCAAUCCAGUCAUUACAGUAUGCAACGAGUCAGGACAUUAUUAAUUCUUUCCAAAGUAUUAGACAAGAAAUGGAGGCUUAUACACCCAAGUUAACUCAGGUUCUUUCAAGCAGUGCUGCUAGUGGUACCGUUGCAGCACUGUCCCCUGGAGGAGCACUUAUGCAGGGAGGGACACAGCAAGCCAUAAACCAGAUGGUGCCAAAUGAUAUUCAGUCUGAACUGAAACACUUGUAUGUGGCUGUUGGAGAACUUCUGCGGCAUUUCUGGUCCUGCUUUCCUGUUAAUACACCAUUCCUAGAAGAAAAGGUAGUGAAAAUGAAGAGUAAUUUGGAACGGUUCCAGGUUACAAAGCUCUGUCCAUUCCAAGAAAAAAUUCGGAGGCAGUAUUUAAGCACAAAUUUGGUGAGUCACAUAGAAGAGAUGCUCCAGACAGCCUACAACAAGCUCCACACAUGGCAGUCACGGCGCCUGAUGAAAAAGACGUGAGGUGUCCCUGGUGCUCACAGGUUUUGUGAGAUUGAGAAAACUGUGACCUGCAGUGACUCUGGAACUGGCCUGACAGACAUGCAGAUGCUCACAAAACAAGAAACAUCUGCAGCAUGCCCACCCCCAGAGCUGACGCUAUUGUACUUGCACAUUAGGGACUGAAAGGAAGGAAGGAAGGACUGUGGCUCAACUAAACCCUGGGGAGGUGACUUAGGGCAGAACCAAAUGAGCUAAGUUGCAAAUAUAUAUGUAUGUGUGCAUAUAUAUGUAUUUAAAGACUGUUUACUGCAGUUACUCAGGAACUGCUUUUGAUUCACAUUAAGCUGCUUUUCAAAAAAUUAAAACUUUUUAAAGGGUGCAUUGAUAAAAUCUGAGAGUUUCUGUUUUUUGUGUAAAUUUUCUUUCCUAAGUUUAUGGCACAGGGUAGACCUUAAGUAUUUUUCUGCCAUCCUCCACUUGGAUCCUCAAAUUUUACUGAAUUCUAGGUGUACCUAACAUCAGCAAGUUCUUAAAGAGAGUACCUUAGAACAGAUGGAGACUGUUGCUCAGCCAUCAAGAAACAGCUGUGGUCAGAAGUUAUCAUUGGUCCUGUGUUUCCUACGGAAAUAAGGAGUGUUGCACUGAUGUUUGUGGUUUGUAGUCCCUAAAUGAGAGGGGCCAUAUUUGCAGGAAAUCAUGUGGGGUUUUAAUGCAGAAUUUUGUCAGAAAGACAAUGGCGCUGCAUGUGUUUUUUUGAGUGCAAAUGUAUAUUGCUAAGUUUUUUUUUAAGAUGGCAUGUGCUUUGAAAAGAGGAGAUUGCAUUUUUAAGAGUAAAAAUCUUACAAGUGAGAAAUAUAAGAAAACUUACUUAUUUUCACCUCUUAAAAAGAAAUAAAAGAUGUUUCUCAUACCUGUUUUUCUCAGUAUCUUGACUGUUAACCAUCCUUGGCGAUUUGAUAAUCAUUGCAUAGUGACUGAAAAGCCUAAAUGCAAAAAGAAAAAAUUAAUAAUGACAAUAAUUUAUCUUUGUUCUUGUUUCUGGAAUUCAUGCCAUAGUUUGUUCCUCACAGGAUCAACUUACUGUUUAUCUAUAAAAGAUUUUAGAUGCUUGUAUUAAAAAUUAUACAAAUGUAAA